CAAAUUGACCAGGACCGUGUUUCUUAAGACUAGUGAGAGAGUAGGGAGUCAAAGGACGGAUUGAUUUCAAAUCGCAUGGCAGCUCCAGCUAUUUCCACCGAUUCUUCUCUUCUCUCCCAGAGGUUGGUCGGUAAGGUAGCUCUAGUGACGGGAGGUGCAACAGGCAUCGGCGAAGCCAUCGUUCGUUUGUUUAACAAACAUGGUGCAAAAGUAUGUUUCGUCGAUGUUCAAGACGAACUCGGUCACCGUCUCUGCCAAGUCCUAGGUUCCGAAACCAGCUAUAUUCACUGCGAUGUCACGGUUGAGGACGACGUCCGUCGCGCGGUGGACUUCACCGUCGAACGGUUCGGGACACUCGAUAUCAUGAUCAACAAUGCCGGGAUAGGAGGUCCACCUUGUCCUGACAUUCGCGAGUUCGACCUCUCGAUAUUCGAGAGGGUGUUCGACGUGAACGUGAAGGGUGUUUUCCUCGGAAUGAAGCAUGCAGCCCGUGCAAUGAUCCCUAUGAAGAAGGGAUCGAUCGUGUCGAUCUGCAGCGUCGCGAGCGUGAUUGGAGGGAUGGGGCCUCACGCAUACACCGCAUCCAAACACGCGGUUCUCGGGCUUACUAGGAACGUCGCUGCGGAGAUGGGAAACCACGGGAUACGCGUGAAUUGCAUCUCGCCUUAUGCUGUCACCACGAGCUUGGCGGUUGCGCACCUUCACGAGGAGGAGAGGACCGAGGAUGUUAUGGCGGGAUUUAGGAGCUUUGUUAGUAAGAACGCUAAUUUACAAGGCGUGGAAUUAACUGUCGAUGAUGUGGCGAAUGCGGCUUUGUUCUUGGCUAGCGAUGAGUCGAGGUACAUUAGCGGGGAUAACUUGAUGCUUGAUGGCGGUUUCACAUGUACAAAUCACGUUCUUCGUGUUUUUCGUUGAGAAUUUAACGUUGAAAUCAAUGUUUUUUAAGUGUUAGAGAAUUUAAAGUUUGAAAUCAAUGUUUUUUAAGUGCUUAGAAUUAAUUUACCAAAUCGGAUUGUUUUAAUACUUUGAUUGGGGAAGUUGGUUUAUUAAUAAGUAUAUUAUAAACUA
Impatiens glandulifera is the source of this 1068-nucleotide messenger RNA. Its product is annotated as xanthoxin dehydrogenase. The transcript has 2 exons. NCBI's taxonomy places the organism in Eukaryota, Viridiplantae, Streptophyta, Magnoliopsida, Ericales, Balsaminaceae. Bases 76 to 915 code for a protein of 279 amino acids. Gene Ontology annotation, cellular component: cytosol. The record is from RefSeq and is a predicted model, not a curated record. Gene Ontology annotation, biological process: abscisic acid biosynthetic process. Gene Ontology annotation, molecular function: xanthoxin dehydrogenase (NAD+) activity.